UGUGGUUGUAUAUACUGUUUUUUUUGGAGGGGAGCAGUGGUGGAGGUUGACCGAGUGUGCUUUUUUGGAGUGUGUAUGUGUGUGUGUGUGUGUGUUUGUGAGUCAGUAUGCCAUGUCGUCCCCUGGCUCGUCGUUUGUGCAGAUAAAGCAUGAGGACCUGCUCUUCUAUGAAAACUGUGGAGGAGGAAGUUUUGGGAGCGUCUACAGAGCCCUCUGGAUAUCCCAGGACAAGGAAGUGGCUGUGAAGAAGCUUUUGAAAAUUGACAAAGAGGCUGAAAUUCUCAGUGUCCUGAGUCAUAAGAACAUCAUUCAGUUUUAUGGAGCUGUGUUGGAAUCUCCCAACUAUGGCAUUGUCACAGAAUAUGCGAGUGGGGGGUCGCUCUAUGAGUACCUUUCCAGCGAGCAGAGUGAGGAGAUGGACAUGGAGCAGAUUAUGACAUGGGCCAUACAGAUAGCCAAAGGCAUGCAUUACCUCCAUGCAGAAGCUCCAGUUAAAGUCAUUCACAGAGACCUCAAGUCACGAAAUGUGGUAAUGACAGCAGACAAAGUACUAAAGAUUUGCGACUUCGGGGCUUCUAAAUUUCUGUCCCACACCACCCAUAUGACAGUGGUGGGGACUUUUCCAUGGAUGGCUCCGGAGGUCAUCCAGAGCCUGCCUGUGUCUGAAACCUGUGACACCUACUCCUAUGGUGUGGUGCUGUGGGAGAUGCUGACUCGGGAGGUUCCUUUCAAAGGUUUUGAAGGACUGCAGGUUGCGUGGCUGGUGGUGGAAAAACAAGAGAGGCUGACCAUCCCUACCAGCUGUCCAGCAAGUUUUGCAGAGCUGAUGAGGAAAUGUUGGCAAGCAGAUCCAAAGGAGCGUCCACAUUUUAAGCAGGUGCUGGUAACCCUGGAGACAAUGGCCAAUGACAGCAGGCUACCGGACCAGUGUAACUCCUUCUUACAUAACAAGGACCAGUGGAGGUGUGAAAUUGAGUCGACCCUCGAGCGCCUACGAAAACUGGAGAGGGAGCUGUACUCCAAGGAGAAGGAGCUGGAGGAGAGGGAGAGGAGGCUCAGAUUAUGGGAAGAGAGGCUGAUGGAAAGGUCCAACAUGACCCCGAGUCCAACCUCUCUACUCAUGGAGCGCUCAAACAUCUCACCAUUCUUCACGCCCAUGUCCAUCGGUUCAUCCGGCUCCUUCUUCCGCUCACACUCUCAGGACUCCAACAGUGCGGGGGUCAGCAGCGCCGGGGUCAGCUGUCUCCUCCGAACCCUCAGCAACGGAGACACCGAGAGGGGGAGCAGUGUGGGGCUGGAGAGGGGAAUGGGUUCUCUGGACGGUGGGAGGCUCCACGCGAUGCUCCGAGGGCUGCAGGGGAGGUUCGGAGAGGAGGAUGAGGAAGAGGAGGGAACCCUGGAGGAGAAAGGCUGGGGGCAGAGGGACAGAGAGGACAGUGGGAGUUUGGAGGGUGGGAGGGUGCAGGUGACGCUCAGGAGCUUCCCGGGUGGCGUCGUGGAGAGGGAGGAGAGGACGUGGGGGGAUGGGGACCGAGAGAGAGGGGGGAUGCAGAGGAGCAGGGUGACCACCAUAGUCCGAGGCUUCUCAGGUGGGUUCGGAGAGGGGGAGGGGGAGAGGGAGAAAGAGGGUGGAUGGGAGAUAGAAAAACAAGAAGAAAGAGGGAUGGAGGGUGGCAUGGAUGGAGGACGGCUCCCCAGCAUGUUCAAGGGUCUCCAGGGGAGCUUGGGGGGCCUGGGGGACAUGCUGUCCUUAGAUAUGGAUGAGAUGGGUGACAUGGACAGACUAGGCAACAUGGACGUGAAUGUGAACAUGGGGGACAUGGGGGUCAUGAAGGUCGUAGGGCACGGGGUCAGAAGCGAGCUGGGGGUCAGAGGUCGCAGGAGUGACGUGGGAGUUGUAGUCCAGGGAGUGCGCGGUGACCUCAGUGAGGCCAUCAGCCAGAAGAUUAGAGGUGAAAUGGGUGUCAUUGGGCACUCGGGGGUGCAGGUGAGCAUGCGGGCUUCGUCCAAUCAGAACUCUGUGAAAAGCUGCAGUGUGCGACACGGAACCAAAAUUAACAUGGCGACUACAGCCAUGGACAUGAUGGAACUUGAUUGGUCUGACAGUGACUAGAAAAAAAAAAACACACACACACAGAAAACACAUUGAAAAAACAGACAAGAGGCCAAACUACACAGAUUUUGACG
This is a messenger RNA of Sphaeramia orbicularis (orbiculate cardinalfish), 2187 nucleotides long. It is a transcript of the gene map3k20b, whose product is annotated as mitogen-activated protein kinase kinase kinase 20b. Gene Ontology annotation, molecular function: MAP kinase kinase kinase activity; ATP binding. Gene Ontology annotation, cellular component: cytoplasm. The transcript has 11 exons. The record is from RefSeq and is a predicted model, not a curated record. Lineage: Eukaryota; Metazoa; Chordata; Actinopteri; Kurtiformes; Apogonidae. Bases 113 to 2113 code for a protein of 666 amino acids. Gene Ontology annotation, biological process: protein phosphorylation.